UCACCUGCCUAUCCUACAACUCAUUUCAUCAUCUAUCUAUAGCAUCAUUUCCCCAACAGAAACACAUAGCUACUCCUGGAAGUGUGCCGCUACUGACAUGGACAGCUCCAGCUGCGUCGCGGACGACGCCACCACCAGCAGCGGCGGCGCCUCCUGCACGGACAAGCUCAAGGCGCUGGCCGCCGCCGCGGCGGAGGCGGCAGGGCCGCUCGAACGCAUGGGCAGCAGCGCCAGCGCGGUGCUGGACGCGUCCGAGCCAGGCACCGAGGCCGACUCCGGAGGCGCGCGCGCCAUCACUGCCGCGGGAGGCAAGCUGCCGUCGUCCAGGUACAAGGGCGUGGUGCCCCAGCCCAACGGGCGGUGGGGCGCGCAGAUCUACGAGCGCCACCAGCGCGUCUGGCUCGGCACCUUCGCCGGCGAGGGCGACGCGGCCCGCGCAUACGACGUGGCCGCGCAGCGCUUCCGCGGCCGCGACGCCGUCACCAACUUCCGCCCGCUCGCCGAGGCCGACCCGGACGCGUCCCACCAGCUCCGCUUCCUCGCCUCCCGCUCCAAGGCCGAGGUCGUCGACAUGCUGCGCAAGCACACCUACUUCGACGAGCUCGCCCAGAGCAGGCGCGUCGCCACCACCGCCACCGUCCCCGCCCCCGACGGCGGGCGCCCCUCCUCGCCCCGCCUCCCCAGUGCCGCGGCGGCCUCGGCCGCGCGCGAGCACCUGUUCGACAAGACGGUCACGCCCAGCGACGUGGGCAAGCUCAACCGGCUGGUGAUCCCCAAGCAGCACGCCGAGAAGCACUUCCCGCUGCAGCCCCCGGCGGCCGGCGCCGAGGGCAAGGGCCUGCUCCUCAACUUCGAGGACGCCGCCGGCGGCAAGGUCUGGCGCUUCCGCUACUCCUACUGGAACAGCAGCCAGAGCUACGUGCUCACCAAGGGAUGGAGCCGCUUCGUCAAGGAGAAAGGGCUCAACGCCGGAGACGUCGUCGGUUUGUACCGCUCAGACGGCUCCGGCGAAGGCUGCAGCAAGCUCUUCAUCGACUGCAAGCUGCGGACCACCACUACCAGCACCACCGCCUCCUUUACUACAGCCGCCGCCGAUCAGCCGGCACCAGCUGCAACGAAGGCCGUGAGGCUGUUCGGCGUCGACCUCCUGGCGGCGCCGGCGGCGCCUGAUCAGGGGUGCAAGAGGAGCAGGGACCUCGUGAAGCCGCCCCCGGAAGCGGCAUUCAAGAAGCAAUGCUUAAAGCUGGCACUAGCGUAGCAUCAGCUCGAUCUCUAUCUGUCUCUAGCUAGAGUUGCGGUUUUUGGUCACAUGAUUCAGGCGGUAGAGCUAGCUUAGCGUAGAGUCCCUUCUUGGAACCAUCUCACUUAGUUUGUUUAUUUGUCAUGUUCUUGCAUGCUCUAGUCUGAUGUAAAUCUUUUUUCCUGCAAAAGGAAGUAUACUAAUCAAGAAAAGCCCUAUAGUCCGAUCAA
Molecule: messenger RNA, 1470 nt
Organism: Lolium perenne
Lineage: Eukaryota; Viridiplantae; Streptophyta; Magnoliopsida; Poales; Poaceae
Product: AP2/ERF and B3 domain-containing protein Os01g0693400-like
Biological process (GO): regulation of DNA-templated transcription
Molecular function (GO): DNA binding; DNA-binding transcription factor activity
Source: RefSeq, a predicted model, not a curated record